Rhagoletis pomonella (apple maggot) is the source of this 1538-nucleotide messenger RNA. RefSeq names its product equilibrative nucleoside transporter 1 (gene Ent2). The record is from RefSeq and is a predicted model, not a curated record. The coding region runs from base 266 to 1501 and encodes 411 amino acids. Lineage: Eukaryota; Metazoa; Arthropoda; Insecta; Diptera; Tephritidae. Gene Ontology annotation, biological process: nucleoside transmembrane transport. The transcript is spliced from 9 exons. Gene Ontology annotation, molecular function: nucleoside transmembrane transporter activity. Gene Ontology annotation, cellular component: plasma membrane.
UAAUAUCUAAUUAUGGUUAUGCAUGCCAUACAGAGAUAAAUGUUUUAAGUAAUUGUAUAUGUAUACAAAUACUCUUUAAGUUGUGCACAAUAUAUGUAAAUACCUGAACAAAAUUUUAGGUUGAGUUAUUUCUUCAUAUUUCUGAGGUCUUUUCGAAUUUCAUUGCUGGGAGCUUAUGCGGCGGAUAUUGUCAUAUCAUUUAUAGGUAGUAAAUAUAAACGUUAGUCAAGUGAGCGGCUGCCUUCUUCCCAGCUAUUAAACUAAGAUGGAACCACCAAAGGACAAAUGGAAUUUUGUUUUGCUAAUAUUUGUUGUGCAUGGCAUAGGUACUUUAAUGCCGUGGAAUAUGUUCAUAACUGCCAAAAGUUAUUUUGUGGACUAUAAAUUAGCUGAUGGAAUAAACUCUACUAGCUCUUCGACCUACGCUUCAAACUUUUUGCAAUAUCAUAACUUCGCCGCACAAAUUCCUAAUGUAGUAUUUAAUUGGUUAAACAUAUUUUUUAAUUUAGGAGGUGAUUUAACGAAGCGAAUUGUUUUCAGCAUAUUGCUAGAAUUAGCUCUUUUUAUAUUAACCGUAAUUUUCGCUAUGAUCGACUCAUCCAAUUGGCGUGGAGCCUUCUUUUGGACUACUAUGAUCACUGUUGUUCUUUUAAAUAUGGCCGGAGGAAUUUAUCAAAAUACAAUUUACGGAAUGGUUGCUACACAUCCGUUUAAAUAUACUGGAGCCGUAGUUUUGGGAUCAAAUAUAUGUGGACUGUUUGUGUCGAUACUGAGCAUAGCAAUCACGUCUAUAUUUCCAUCGAAACGGACUGCAGCGAUUUAUUAUUUUAUCACAGCUAUGGUCGUUUUGCUUGCAUGUUUUGACACGUUUUUUGCAUUGCCGUUAAACAAAUUCUACAGAUACAAUCAGCUUUCGGGAAAGUCAGACGAUGAACCUGAGAAACAUAAAACCGCUGCUAUACCAUAUUGGGAUAUUUUCAAAAAAACAUCUUUGCAACUAUACAAUGUGUUCUGUACUUUUUUCGUGACUUUAUCGAUUUUUCCUUCAGUACAUUCAGAUAUAAAAAAAUCAUCGGAUACAUUUAUUAUACAAAAUCAGAAUUUAUUUACUUCAGUUACCUGUUUUCUGACAUUCAAUUUAUUCGCAAUGCUGGGCAGUUUGACAACAUCCUGGGUUCAGUGGCCUGGUCCUAAAUAUUUGGCGGUUCCGGUAACACUGCGGUUACUGUUCAUACCUCUUUUUCUAUACUGCAACUAUAGUCCACUUAACAUUGAAAGAAAACUGGCAGUUUUGAUCAGUAACGAUUGGAUAUACUGGUUUAUUUCUAUUUUGAUGUCAUGGAGCUCGGGUUACUUAAGUUCAUUGGCCAUGAUGUACGCACCACAAACAGUUGAACCAAAACACCAAGUGAAAGCUGGAAUGUUUGCAGCUGCAAUGCUCAUAACUGGAAUUUUUGCUGGAGUUCUAUUUUCAUUUUUAAAUCCUUAUUUUAUCGUUUAAGAAAAACGUAUAUUUUAAUCAAUUAAAAAUAAACCAU